GCGGGCCACAUCGAUUUCCGUCGGAAAUGGCGCACCCUGCAAAACGGUCAAGGUAUGAUGUUCUUGCCGCAGCUACCGCUCAGUUCUACAACACUACAGGGACAGUACCGGGAAGCCUUCACCUGGCAACUGAUAUCUCCUAUCUAGUUACUAAUCAACCGAGUUGCACUAUUGUCGUUGCAGACAUCCCGGAAGGUUGUACAGAAAGGGAUUUGAUUGGUCUUUUCAGCAGAUACGGGCAGAUUAAAAAUGCCAAGCUGGUAUGCAGUGGUCGAGCUGCUCUUGUUGAGUUUUGUGAAAUUUCUCCUCCCACUAGACUUGUCCACAUGGCGAAAAUCAACCCUUUUUGUGUCGGUCCGAAUCGCGUUAGGCUGGAAUUUUCUUCCGAAACAAUUACUCCUGUAAUUGACCGCAAACAUCAAUCACAGUCUUCAGCCUUGGACAACAAUGCCCCUACACGCAUUCUUCAUUUAGAUAUUUCAAAUGCUGAAUACCCAAUAACUGUCGAUGUAAUAAAGGCAAUCUGUUCUCCUCAUGGGAAUAUCCUAAGAACCUUUAUUGGGAAAAAGAAUGUUGACCGUUCAUUAGAAGCUCUUGUUGAAUUUGAAAAUGUUGAAGAGGCUAGGGCAGCCAAAGAGCAGCUUGAUGGUGCUGACAUAUAUUCCGGUUGUUGUAAUCUUACGGUUGCAUAUUCCCGUCUUCAACGUGUUCAUGUGACUCAGAACGAUAGUGAGUCCUGGGAUUUCACUGGUCCAAGUGGCAAUUUAGAAGGACCUCUGAACAAUUCUUCCACUCAGCGUACGCUACUUGGCUCAGUAGCUCCGCCUCCCAAUUCAGCCGUAGCUUCUGCAAUCUUACCACCUCCUGCAGCCGCCCCAUUCCCACAUGUGUCUCCGAUGUAUGGCGCACAACCCUACCCUCCCUCCCAAACACCGAUGGGUUACUAUGGAGUGGGUCCACUUAUUCCUCCGGCGUGCGCUGUCCCUGCCGUGACACCGUUUGCCUCUCCAUAUCCAGGUUACUGGCAACCUAAUAUGAUCCCGGCUGCUGGUAUCCAGUCACUCAGGCCACAAGCUUCGACUGGUUUCACACCACCAUCACAAAUCAUAAUACUUCCAACCCCUCCUUCAGUUCAUCAAGUAAAUGCUAGCGGAAUUGGGAUUGGUCAUUCAACAUCAAACCUAUCUGUAUCAACUCCGGCUGCUCGUCAAUCGGACUUGUCAGUUUUUGAAGCUAUUGAAGGUGUAGUUUUAAUGGCCAGCAAUAUACCACAGCGCAUGAAUUGUGAUCAUCUGUUCAAUUUAAUUUGUCUGUAUGGUAAUGUUGCACGGAUUAAGUUCCUGAAGACACGCCCUGGCUAUGCAAUGGUUCAAGUCGGAAACCCAGAAACAGGUGACCUCAUACAUCGAUACUUCAGUGGAGUGUGUGUGUUUGAGCAAGUUAUUCAGUUUCAUCACAGCAAGGUGACGGAGCUUAAGGAACAUGAAAAUCUGGGGACAUUGGCUGAUGGGUCACCAGUUAUGAAAAAUUACAUGACGGACCCCAACAACCGCUUCCGAAACUCAAUGGUGGCUGCCAAAAGUAGAAUUCUUGAACCUUCUCGCACACUUCAUUUCUUCAAUGCCCCCUUAAUUUUAGUCCAGAUGACAUUUGCCGAGUGUUCUCAGAUUGUGGUGCCACACCUCCACCCCGUGUUGUAAUAUUCACUUCUAAAGCAGGUCAAAAAACUUCUCUUGGAUUGGUAGAAUGGGAUACGUUGACUGAGGCUCUUGAGGCCCUCAUUUUGGCAAAUCACCGGCCAGUUCACUUAUCUGGAUACGCUCAUCCUUUUCAUCUAAAAAUUGCCUUUAGUCCGAAACCUAUAUCAGAUGACAGAGCUGGCAUUUCGCUGAUACGUUAUCCUGCACCUCCUUUGAUGCCCGGACACCAUGGAUCGUUGGCGAUAAAUGGUCAGCGAAAUGACAAGGCUCCUGGUGGCGGUUCUAAUGGGGAACAAGAGGAUGAAUUAGAUAUUCUGUCGAAAAUGGAGAAAGCCGAAGGUUGUGCAAAGCCUAAAUCAAAGGGUGACUCAGCGGAUGCUAAAUCUGAUUCAACUAAAUUUCCAGAAGAUGAAUCCAAUGGUGCACCAAAUUCGUCGGGAGUGACCGGAAACGAAACUUAGACGUGCGAUAGCGAACUGAUAUAUUUCAGUAUAUUUAACACCCGCGUUUCAUUAUGCUUAGCUUAUUAAUGGCCACUUGCAAAUGAGUUAAUCACAAUUCUCGGUCCUGGAUUGGAGUUCCGAGUGCGGGAUUGUGGAUGCUCACGACUGAGGAAUCCCAUACUAAGACUGAUAUGACGGAAAGAAAAGUCCAUUUUCGAUUGAUUUACUCAUUAUGAGUUUUAUUCAACAUUCAACAUCCGUUUUGAUUCAACGUGAGAAUCAUUCAGUGUAGUAUUUGAUUGUGUUUUCCCAGUAUGAUAUUUUAUUCUGUAUAAUAUACGACAUUCUUAUAUUCCAUUGACAUGAACUAUGUAUGCUCAGUAAGUGAUUUGUUAUAACUGAGUAUGCGAUUUCAUCUUAAUUAUUAAUCAAAAUGGAUGUACAAUUAAUAUAUAAACCAGUGUAUUUUAAACUAUUUUGAUUCGUCGUUGUCAUAGUGUUUGGGGCUAAUAAAUCUUCACUUAUACCAGUCUUGUGUUCUUACUUUCGCAUCGCGGGAAUUGUAGAGGUUCCUCGUUACGAGUAUAUAUGAUCAGUGUUUUCCGGCACAGCAAUCAGCGACGACCAAAUAUAACAAAGACAAAACAUCUGUCCAGUGUUUCUGGCUUUUUGAUGGUAGUCUAAUAUUAAUCCAUUUAUGAUAUCAAUCUAAACAAUCAGAUCUCAGCACUUACUAACUAAAUGCUUUAUUUUUGUA
This is a messenger RNA of Schistosoma haematobium, 2900 nucleotides long. RefSeq lists its product as uncharacterized. The coding region runs from base 27 to 1700 and encodes 557 amino acids. The record is from RefSeq and is a predicted model, not a curated record. Gene Ontology annotation, biological process: regulation of RNA splicing. Gene Ontology annotation, molecular function: mRNA binding. The transcript is spliced from 4 exons. Gene Ontology annotation, cellular component: nucleus. NCBI's taxonomy places the organism in Eukaryota, Metazoa, Platyhelminthes, Trematoda, Strigeidida, Schistosomatidae.